This is a messenger RNA of Calypte anna (Anna's hummingbird), 1799 nucleotides long. RefSeq names its product chondroadherin-like protein. Gene Ontology annotation, cellular component: extracellular matrix. Gene Ontology annotation, molecular function: protein binding. Bases 39 to 1292 code for a protein of 417 amino acids. The transcript is spliced from 2 exons. The record is from RefSeq and is a predicted model, not a curated record. NCBI's taxonomy places the organism in Eukaryota, Metazoa, Chordata, Aves, Apodiformes, Trochilidae.
GGCGGGGAGCGCGGCGGGGCGCGGAGCGGCCCCGGAGGAUGGGUUGUGCGGUGGCAGGUGCUGGGCUGGGGACUCUCUGGGGCAGCUUUCUGCUCGCUGCCAGCCUUGCCCUCGAUGCAGCACCCCAAAGCUGCAACUGCACGGAGCCCAUGGACUUCCAGGCUUUCCAGGAAGCUCCACUCCCUGAAAGCUGCUGCCUCAACUUCACCAGCUCCAACAUCACCCACCUGGACUGGGGUGCACUGGUAGGGGUGAAAGGGCUGCGGGAGCUCUACCUCUCGCACUGCAGCAUCACAGAUAUCACCAAUGCACAGGGAGUCCCCCCUGCCUUGGAGAUCUUGCACUUAAGUCACAACCUGCUGGAAAGUCUCCCUGGAAGUUUUCUGGAAGAUGCCCCUAAUUUGAAGAUCCUUUAUCUGGACAGCAAUCAGCUCCAGGAGCUGCCCAAGUCCUUCCUGAAAGCAUCAACUCAGGUCCAGGAGGUCUACCUGGGCUCCAAUGCCCUGACCAUCCUUCCCACCAGCCUCCUGAAGCCAUCUCUGCUUCAACUCCAGCUCUCCAAUAACAGCUGGGACUGCAGCUGUGCUUUUCUUAGCAACCUGGAGGGUUGGCCCAGCUUGGCUGCUGAGGUUAUCUGCCACACACCAGAGCGGUAUCACGGAAUGGACCUUCAAAGCAUCCCCCGGGAUGAGCUGUGCCGCUCACACAACCUCACUGCCCUCUUCAUCUGCCUGCCCCCUCUCCUCAUUCUUGUCAGCAUCACCUGGUGCUUCUGCAGGAGGAAGAGAAAGACCAACUACAGCAUUCAGAGGAGAUCCCAGAGCCACACAGCUACAGCAGAGAGGGGUGACAUUCCGGUGCCUGCAGAACCCCACCACUACGUCCCCUAUGAACUGCCUGCUGUACCCUCUGAGACUGAGAAGAACGUGCUGCUGGGGAGCAAGGUCCUGCUCCAGCCCUCUGCAGACCUGUUGGAGAGCAGCAAAGAUCUCUAUGAGGAAGUGGAGAUCCAGGUGGGAUCCUCCAGCUGUUCCCAGGUGCCAGCCCGUAAAGGGCAGCAGGGCAGGGCAGUGGGCAGGCAACAGGACACCCCAUCACAGAGGGCAGAGGAGCUGGGGAGCAGCGAGCCAGAGGUGGACACAGUCAGCGUGAGUGAAGUCCUAAAGGACUCUGCUGACAGGGAAAAGAUGUACAUGAUCCAGUCAACCAACUAUUACAAUUUAGUACCUGGCAUUGAGCUGGAGGAUUCAGACAACAUCGAACUGGAGUACGAGAGCAUUGACCUGCACUGAUGCCAGCACUUUGCCAGGAGGAUGGCAGGAGCCAGGUGGUAGUGAAAGCCAGCAGAGCAGGAGAGGCAUGAGCUGCCCUGCCAUGGCUUACAGUAGCUGUUUGCAAAGCUGAACCCCCAAAUUCCCAUCCCUUCCCCUGUCACACUACCAUGUGUAUCCCUCGCUUGUCAUGUGCUGCAGCUGGGUUGGGAUGCCAGGGUGCUUUGGGCAUGGGGGACCCUGCUGCAGGCUGGCGUUGUCUGGGGACCUAUGAGCUGGUAGUGCCCAAGGAAGGAUGUGGAGAGGAGAUGUCUGUUUUUGGGGACCAGGUGACACUACUAUGUGUGCCAGACCCACUGAUCACCCAGGGCCUCCAUCUUCUCCCAGCAGAGCGAGAUGGCAGAGAACAGGGUCUGAGGACAUGAAAGGGAUCUGGGUCUGUCUACAUGAUCUGUUGAGGGUGUCACAUGUGGACAGGGUGCCCUGGGCUUGACACCCAGGGGAAGCCUGGGGUGGCCCUGCCUGCUG